Molecule: messenger RNA, 1689 nt
Organism: Lodderomyces pseudojiufengensis
Lineage: Eukaryota; Fungi; Ascomycota; Pichiomycetes; Serinales; Debaryomycetaceae
Gene: PRC3
Product: carboxypeptidase C
Exons: 1
Coding region: 1-1689 (562 amino acids)
Biological process (GO): proteolysis
Cellular component (GO): fungal-type vacuole
Molecular function (GO): serine-type carboxypeptidase activity
Source: RefSeq, a predicted model, not a curated record
AUGAAGUUAAACGGGAUAGUUCAAUCAUUAAUAUUAGUUUCCUCAACUAGUGCAUUUUUAAAUAAUUGGAUUUUUGGAGGAGAUAAGAAUCAAGUUAUAUUAAUCAAUGAAAAAGAAGAAAUAAAAGUAAAAGAAGUAGAAAAUAAAAAUCAAUUAUUGGCAAAACAUAAAGAUAUUGGAAAUUUUCAUAAAUUAACUAAAGAUAAUCAAAAUGUUUUAAAUCAUGCAUGGGAUAGUAUGAUUAAGGAUUUAUCAAUUAAUAAAAUUGAAAAAUUAAUUAAUGAAUUUCAAUCAAAUUUUAAACCUUCAAAACCAUCAAAAGAAAAGCCAUCACCACCAAAGAAUAAUGAAGAAAAUUUUGAAAUUUUAACAAAUUUAAAAUUUAAAGAAUCUAAAUUAAGAAUUAAAUCAAAUAAUCCAGAAAUUUUAGGUUUAGAUACUGUAAAACAAUAUACUGGUUAUAUAGAUAUAGAUUCAAUAGAUCAUCAUUAUUUUUUUUGGUUUUUUGAAAGUAGAAAUGAUCCAGCUAAGGAUCCAAUAGUAUUAUGGUUAAAUGGUGGUCCAGGAUGUAGUAGUUCAACAGGUUUAUUUUUUGAAUUAGGUCCAUCAUCAAUAAAUUCUACUUUACAACCUGUUUAUAAUCCAUAUUCAUGGAAUUCAAAUGCAAGUGUUAUAUUUUUAGAUCAACCUGUUGGAGUUGGAUAUUCUUAUUAUGGUGGUGAUAAUGAAGUUAAAAACACUAAAACUGCAGCAAAAAAUGUUUAUAUAUUUUUAGAAUUAUUUUUUCAAAAAUUUCCUCAAUUUUUAAAUAAUAAAUUUCAUAUUGCUGGAGAAAGUUAUGCUGGUCAUUAUAUUCCUUCUUUCGCAAAUGAAAUUUUAAAAAAUGCAGAUAGAUCUUUUGAAUUAAGUUCAAUAUUAAUUGGAAAUGGUAUCACAGAUCCAUUAAUUCAAUCUACUGCUUAUCAACCAAUGGCAUGUGGUCAAGGUGGUUAUAAACCAGUAUUAACUGAAUCUGAAUGUGAACAAAUGGAAAAAGAUUUACCAAAUUGUUUAAAAUUAACUAAAUUAUGUUAUAAAUUUCAAAAUUCUUUAACUUGUGUACCAUCUCAAUAUUAUUGUGACACUAAGCUAUUUCAACCUUAUGCUCAAACAGGAUUAAAUCCUUAUGAUAUUAGAAAAUCAUGUGCUGAAGAAGGUGGAAAUUGUUAUAUUGAAAUGAAUUAUAUGGAUGAUUAUUUAAAUUUAGAUUAUGUUAAAUCAGCAGUUGGAGCGUCAAAUAUUGAUAUUUUUACAUCAUGUGAUGAUAAAGUUUUUAGAAAUUUUUUGUUAGAUGGUGAUGAAUCCAAGCCAUUCCAACAAUAUGUUGCAGAAUUAUUAAAUAAAAAUAUACCUGUUUUAAUUUAUGCUGGUGAUAAAGAUUUUAUAUGUAAUUGGUUAGGAAAUUAUGCUUGGGUAAAUAAAUUAGAAUAUAAUAAUAGUGAACAUUUUGCAAAUUUACCUUUAAAACCUUGGAAACCUUCUAGUUCAAAAGGUAAAAUUGGUGGUCAAGUUAAAAAUUAUGAUAUUUUUACAUUUUUAAGAAUUUAUGAUGCUGGUCAUAUGGUACCUUUUGAUCAACCUUCAAAUGCUUUAGAUAUGUUGAAUUCAUGGAUUCAAGGUGAUUAUUCUUUAGGUUAUACUCCAAAUUAG